GUUUCAGCUUUGAGAAGGGAGGGUGGGGUCCCCCUCUGCAACCCUCUGUGAUUUUACACCAUAGAAAAUGGAGACUGUAGCCUUACUAGUCUCUUUCUCUUUUCAUCUCUCUGCUCUAAACUGACACCCACCAACACCCCCUACCCCACCCCCCACCCUCACCUAAGAUACGUACAUUAUGUUACAUCUUUACAUAUAAAGAAAAAGGAAAACCACCACCUAAUUCCCAGCACCCCACUCUUCUCAGUUUCUUUGUUCUUUUACUUUUUUUUUUUUUUUUUCUUUAGUAGUUUCGUUUGUUUGAGGGCACUUUGAUCGGUUCUGUUCUUCCCCCUCUUUUCUGAGCUUUUGUGGCCUUGUGGGUGUUUUUUUUGUUUGUUUGUUUGUUUGUUUGUUUGUUUUUCAGUGGUGAACGGCGACGUUUGGUUUGGAAUGCCGACUGUGGAGGCUGCUGAUGUUGACGUGGAAGGAAAUGGGGGUGGUGGUGGGGCCGGGAAUCCGCACUACCGUCGACGCCGCCGUAGGCGGCGUCGACGCAGGCCGUCCAUGGCGGCGAGUAGUGAGACUACCACCGACGGGAGCUUCCGGUUCUCCGAUUCGGACUCGGAUCAGUCUUGGGUGUCGGCUGCCGGUGGGCCCUACGAGGAAUGCCGGUGCUCGGCGGCGACCGAGCGGCUCAGGGGAAGUCGUAGGAAGUCUUGCUCGGUGUCGGGGGCCCUGUCGGACGACGAGAUUGAUUUGGAGAGCGGCGAAUUGGAGCUCAAAGUGCAUAAUGACGAGAGGGAUUGCAGAAUUUGCCAUUUGAGCUUGUCGGGAAGUGGCGGCAUUGACGGCGGCGGCGGUGACGGCGAACUCGAGCCCUCCGGCGGCGGCGCUAUUGAAUUGGGGUGUUCUUGUAGAGGCGAUUUGGGGACUGCCCACAAACACUGCGCCGAAACUUGGUUCAAAAUCAAAGGAAACACAACUUGCGAAAUCUGUGGGGCAACAGCCGUCAAUAUUGCUGGAGAGCAGGCGACCACCGAAGAAAUCGAUACUAGUGGAGUAGCUUCAGCAGCACCAGUGGUCGUGUCUGAGAACCAAAACUUUUGGCGUGGUCGCCGUGUCAUGAACUUCCUACUUGCCUGUAUGGUUUUUGCCUUUGUCAUCUCAUGGCUCUUUCAUUUCAAUAUUCUGCCGUGAAUCCAACUGAAGGGCACCCGGGCAGUACUCUCAAGGUUUGCAACAGAAUCCCGAGCCCUUUAUAAUCUCUUCUGCAGAGGCUUAUUUGGAUAUACAGGACUUGCGGUAGGGGGAUCUUCUUUAAGCAGUUCUAAACAUUUACUAGUUCAGCCCGUUUGGAUUUUUAGCUUGUACAUAAAACCCUUCUGGAAGAGUGAAUUGUUAUUAUUCCUUGCAUGUAAAUUAAUACUCCCUUUGCAGUCUAUCAGUGCAUAAAAGUAAACAGA
Ipomoea triloba (trilobed morning glory) is the source of this 1445-nucleotide messenger RNA. RefSeq lists its product as uncharacterized. Gene Ontology annotation, molecular function: zinc ion binding. The transcript has 2 exons. The record is from RefSeq and is a predicted model, not a curated record. The coding region runs from base 433 to 1179 and encodes 248 amino acids. NCBI's taxonomy places the organism in Eukaryota, Viridiplantae, Streptophyta, Magnoliopsida, Solanales, Convolvulaceae.